AUGAAGAAACCACUCCCGCCACCGAAACAAAGUUUCUCCGGCGGAGAAAAGAAAGUGUGGUUGAGAGAAGAGAGAGUGAUUGGUGUGAAAUUAGCGAAAUACGAGGAACGAGAGAGCUAUAUAACGUUUGUGUUUGUUUCAAACUUUCAACUUUCAAUGGUGUGGUAUAAAUGUGAGGUGAUGCUAGAAUUAUGCCAUGGAAUUCUUUUUGAGCUUAGUAGUGUUCUGUUGAUGAGUUGUUCAAUCAUUUGUGGCACUUUGUUUUGCUCUUGUGUCCUUUCGGUUUUGCGUAUUUGCAUGAUUUGUUCGGGUGGUUUCGUCGUUGAUGUGGCGCUGUACUUACCUCUUCUUCCUCAAAAUCAUUGGAAGACAUCCACCGCUGAUAACUUCUUCGUCUUCCACGAAAACUCAUCGUCUUCGUCUUCCUUACAGUGGUGCCGUACUCACCUCUUCUUCCUCAAAAUCGUUGGAAGACAUCCACCGCCGAUAACGCCGCCGCCAUGCUCCGAUCUUCAUAUCACUUGGUUCGUCUAUUCAAGCUUCCACAGUAACGCAACUUCACCAUUCAAUAUCAUCUCAGAUUUGAAUCUUGUCCUUCUUCAAGCUCCUUCUCAACACAACUCUCAACUUCAAGCCCCAAAGCUUCAUCUUUAG
Vicia faba (fava bean) is the source of this 654-nucleotide messenger RNA. The record is from the annotation of a GenBank genome assembly. NCBI's taxonomy places the organism in Eukaryota, Viridiplantae, Streptophyta, Magnoliopsida, Fabales, Fabaceae.